Messenger RNA from Punica granatum (pomegranate), 2400 nucleotides. NCBI's taxonomy places the organism in Eukaryota, Viridiplantae, Streptophyta, Magnoliopsida, Myrtales, Lythraceae. The record is from RefSeq and is a predicted model, not a curated record.
UUUGCAUUUGCAGCUCGGCCAGUCUCUGGUCGCAGCGGUUGAAGAACCGGCGAUCGGAGGAGAUCCUCCGGCCGGUUGUGCUCUUCUGAUGGAAACUGGAGGCAGCAGCGAGAGCUCGGUGGAGCCAAAGAAGGGCAAAUCGAAGACCAGGAGGAAGCCCAAGGAGAGCGUGCUCAAGCAGAAGUCUCCGGCUGAAUUCUUCGCGGAGAAUAAGAACAUUGCCGGUUUUGAUAAUCCUGGGAAAUGCCUGUACACCACCGUGAGGGAGCUUGUCGAAAAUGCUCUCGAUUCGGCUGAGUCCAUUUCUGAGCUUCCAGUGGUAGAAAUAACAAUUGAAGAGAUAGAGAGGAGUGAGUUCAACUCCAUGAUUGGUCUUGUCGAUCGAGAACGUGUUGAUGAGGCAUUGUAUGACGAUUAUGAGUCGGCUAAGGCUCGUGAGAAACGAUUAGCUAAGGAAGCUCGAAAUCAGGAGAUUCAAGCAAAGAACGCUCUCCUUGGGAAGAAAACUAAAGAGCCUACACCUGUAAAAGGAAUAAAGGGUCGAGGUGAGGCAUCAUUUUACAGGGUGACUUGCAAGGAUAAUGGAAAAGGGAUGCCCCAUGAUGACAUUCCAAAUAUGUUUGGAAGAGUGUUGUCAGGAACAAAAUAUGGCUUGAAGCAGACGCGUGGCAAAUUUGGUCUUGGUGCAAAGAUGGCAUUGAUUUGGUCCAAGAUGAGUACAGGACUCCCCAUAGAGAUUUCAUCAUCGAUGAAAGCCCAAAACUAUAUAUCAUUCUGCAGGCUUGAUAUCGAUAUUCAUCGGAACAUACCUCACAUUCAUUUACAUGAGAAACAAGAAAAUAAGGAAAGGUGGCAUGGCGCUAAAAUUCAAGUUGUAAUCGAGGGAAACUGGACUACUUACCGUGCAAAGAUAUUGCAUUAUAUGCGACAGAUGGCUGUCAUCACCCCUUAUGCACAAUUACUUUUCAAAUUUAUUUCAGAUGCAUCUGAUAAAAAUAUGACCAUAAAAUUUGCACGGAGAACAGAUUCUAUGCCUCCUGUUCCGCUUGAGACGAAACAUCAUCCAUCAUCUGUAGAUUUGCUCCUCAUUAAGCGCCUCAUAGCAGAGACUUCUAAACAGAACCUUCUUCAGUUUCUUCAGCAUGAAUUUGUUAAUAUUGGAAAAUCUUAUGCAGAACGGUUGAUAGGAGAAAUGGGUCCUGACUUUAGCCCAAAAAUGGCUGUUAAGUCUUUAACUGAUCAGCAAAUAGUUCGUAUUCAUCAGUUAUUCCGACAAGCAAAGUUUGAUGAUCCUAGUGGUAAGUGUCUUAGUCCUGCUGGAGAGUAUAAUCUACGUCUUGGAAUAAUAAAGGAACUACACCCAGACUUGGUUUCUACUUAUUCUGGCAGUGCGCAAGUAUUUGAAGGCCACCCAUUUAUUGUAGAAGCUGGCGUCAGUAUUGGGGGAAAAGAUGUCAAACUUGGGAUAAAUAUAUUUCGGUUUGCAAACCGAAUUCCUCUCCUUUUCGAGCAAGGAGCUGAUGUUGUCACCAGGACCGCUAUUAAGAGAAUCAACUGGAGUAGUUACAAGAUCAGCCAGUGGCAAGAUAAAAUUGGGGUCUUUGUGAGCGUUGUAAGUACUAAGAUCCCAUUUAAAGGAACAGGAAAGGAGUAUAUCGGAGAUGACAUAAGUGAAAUAGCUUCUGCUGUCAAGUCUGCCAUCCAGCAGUGCUGCACCCAGCUUAAGACUAAAAUUGUGAAGAAAAUCCAAGCCCGUGAGCAACAGGAAAGAAAACGAAGGUUAAGCUGGUACAUUCCCAGUUAUAGUGGUGCCAUAUAUGAUGGUUUGAAAGAAAUGGCAGAAUUACAUGGUUCGAAGAAGAGACGAUAUGAAGGUGAGGAUGCAGAGCUUCUAAGCAAAGUGUCGACUCGUCUGAUUACGAAAGAUACCUUCAGGCAAAAACUUGCUCAGCAUGUGGAACAGGUGGACUACGAAAUGGCAUUAGAAUAUGCCACGCAGAGUGGUGUGAGCGAAGAGCCCAGAGAGGAUAUAUUCAUACAACCACUGGAAGCCAAGUACAACUUCAUCGGCUGUAUGAGCCCAAACAUUGGCUUCAGGCUAAUCUCGUAGGGACCUCAUCAUCUUUUGUAUCCUUGUAAGCUCAGCCAAUUUGAUUUAAUAUCCAUUUCCUGGGUUGUUAAGCCAAUUACAGUGUAUUACAAUAUAACAACCAAAAAUAUUCAAUAUUAUUUCCCGAGUUGUUUCAAGGAACAGACUUUCAAAAAGAAUGUAGAUCGUAUAUUAUCAGUUUCUAUAUACUUAAUAAUGCCAGAUACUUGUACUUGCUGACCAUGGACAGAAACAGAAGAUGCACUUCUGUGGGUAAAUUUUACGUUCAGUUAAUCAGGAUUUUGCCAAAA